Molecule: messenger RNA, 1135 nt
Organism: Medicago truncatula (barrel medic)
Lineage: Eukaryota; Viridiplantae; Streptophyta; Magnoliopsida; Fabales; Fabaceae
Exons: 5
Coding region: 84-677 (197 amino acids)
Source: RefSeq, a predicted model, not a curated record
CACAAACCAAAAAAAAAAGAAAAAAACCUGAAACCUUCCACUUCUCUCAUUCCUUCUUAUUCUCUAUUUCUAAUCUACCACAAAUGUGCGACUAUGAUUGGGUCAACUUAGCCAUGGCUAACGAUUCCAUCGUAGCCAACCUUCUCCUCCACUUCAACAACCCACCACCACCUCCCUCACUUCAACUCCACUGGACCAUCCGUCAACCCCGCUCCAGGUCCAUCCCAAAAUCAGAGUCUUCCAUCAGAGCUAGCCCCACCACCCCGCUUACAUGCUCAUGGUCCGCCACCACUUCAGCUAGCGAAGAAUCCAACCUCCCAACCAAACUCAUCACCAAAACUUCUUCAAGAUCUAAGGUCAUUGCUAAUCCAAAGGAAACCGUUAUUACCAGAAACCCCAAAAGAAAAAAGACUUUAGCUGAACUAAAAGAGGAAGAGAGUCUGUUGUUGAAAGAAAGGAUAAAUUUGAAAAAUGAAUUGGCAUCUUUACGUCUAAGUGUUGAAAAGGAGAGAGCCACAAAUGAAAGCUUAAAGAGAAUGAAGCAGCUUGAUUUGGAAUCACAACAGAACUCUAGUACAUCAAAUGCUUCUCUGAAAGUACAAGAGAUUGGUAAGCAAGAACCUAAAUUUGUUCUCCCAGACCUAAACUUGCUUGUGGAGGAGGGUUUAAGUUAUUAGCUAAUGAAGGAUUAAAGCUCUAGUGAUAUUCUACAUACCAACAUCUCCUUGCAGUAUGUCUAAUAAUAUCGGUCGUUGAAUUCAAGUUGCAGAUGAUGCGGCAUAUAACUCGCUAGUCUAACAAUUUAGGUUUUUAAAAUGUAAGUGUAGAUACUAAACCAUUCGCUUUCCUCACCUAGUCAAAACUGAGUGUGGUUUUUACUCAUUGAAGGUGUUGUGGUCGUUUAGGUUAACUUCCAUUUUUUAUUCGUUGUUUACAUUGUUCAAAAUUCAUGGUGGAAAGCCGACAUCUCAAUGCCCUUUGUUAUAGAAAUUUUUACAGCAAAUCCAUAGAUGUAAUCACGUGUUCUAUCAGAAUUUUGGUUCUUGUAGUGAGGUCGUUUGUAUCUGUUAUUUGGAUACAAACUUAACGCUUUGAUGAAACUCUCAAAAUUAAUAACACUAAAACAUAUUUUUAA